AUGAGGGACGGGAUUGGAUGUCUAAGGAGGGGAGAGGUGGGUCGACAUGAGGGAUGGGAUUGCAUGUCUGAGAAUGGAAGUUGGUUGGUGGAGGCCGGUGUGUGGGUAGGGGAGGGGAGCGGGAGGGAUGAUAUGGGAAGGGAUGGCCUGUUUGUAGAGUGGAGAGUAGGGUUCACAGUAUGGACGGGAUUGGAUGUUGAGGAAGGGGUGGAGAGGGUUCGCGGGGUGUCGUGUGUUUGGAUUCCUGCCAUAGAGCGACAUCAGCGGGUGCUCACCAAGACGAGCAGAACCAUGACUGUCGGGGAACCACACGACAGCGCAUGGACUUCCUACAAGCUUGCGCUGGGUGAAGAUGUGAUGCGGAGGUUCUCGGGGGAGCUGGUUCGGGCGGGGAUCGUGGUGUCGACCCUGCAGGCCAAGAUGCCGGGCUGGAUGGUGUGCAAGGGCAGUACUCCUUUGGAUUACGCAGGGUGUGAGGUGCACUCGGCCGUUGCGAUUCCACCGCACACGCGGAUGGACACCAGAGACCACGGGCAGUUGGUGAAGGCUGCCCCUGAUGAACGCAAGUUCAGCAACAUCCGCAUCCAAGGGGGCGGGGCUGAGUGGUACGGCAAGCUCCUAAUUCUGUUCCAGUUCACAGGGCCCGACGGUGCGAAAGUGCAGCGGGCUUUUGUGAAAUACUACGAUGAGGUCUCGCCACCGUGUCCCGUGACCGGGUGCUUGCGCCUUGUGCCUACGACAGGGGAGGAUGAGUAUUCGGUGAUCGAGGUGGAUAGCAUCCUAGCCCUUGCGCACAUCGUACCCUCUUUCACGCAUGAUGACAUGUUGUUGGUAAAUCGGUUCCUCUUCCGACAUAUGGGGUGA
Molecule: messenger RNA, 864 nt
Organism: Closterium sp. NIES-65
Lineage: Eukaryota; Viridiplantae; Streptophyta; Zygnematophyceae; Desmidiales; Closteriaceae
Source: the annotation of a GenBank genome assembly